AUGGGCCGCCCACCAGGGUCUAGGCGGCUGGGCCAGGGGAACAGCCCUGGGUGCCUGGCCGGGGCGAGCCAACCCCUCGGCCGCCUUGAAACAUGUCCCAGGGCGUCUCGGCCGUUCGCCCGCCACUGCGCGGGCCCGGGCGGCUGUUCGGGCGGACGGGGUUGGGCUGGGCGGUCCCCUGCCACCCAGGGCCCCCCCUGUCGUUACUGGCGCUGGCUCGACACAGCUGCUUGCUCCAAGUGCUGUGCAUGCAAGACAAUUGUACCUUUGAAUUUAGGUGCUUCCAAUGAGAAGGGGAGAUUUCCUAUUUGGCCAGAAUGGAAUGAAGGAGAUAUCAAUGCAGAAAAAUGGGAUACUGGAAAAGUUGGGAAAGAGAAAGAAAAGCCUGGGAAAAGUCCCAUUUCACCUGUCUUUGAUGAUCCUGAAGGGAAAAUUGAGUUGCCAAAGUCAUUGAAGGUGCAUUCAUGGAAACGUCCACAUGAGUUUUUAACAACUAAGAUUCCUGUGGUGGUCCAGAAUGAAACCUCAUUUGACCUUGUUUCAGCAAAUGAGCAUAUAUUUCGUAGUGAGCUGAUGAGAUGGAUUGUAAGUGACAUAUACGCAGUCUGGAGGAUAUAUAAUGAAAAGACCUUCACUAAUGAAACAUCCACACUUCUUUGGAAGCCAUGGGAACACAUUUAUGCCUUAUGUAAAGGUACCAGGGAACACAUGCCACUGUACAACAGCUAUGGAAAAUACAUAGUGAAACUUCAUUGGAUGGGGUGCUGGAGAAAGAUCACUGUCGAUGACACUAUGCCUUUCAACGAAGAGGAUAAUCUAUUACUACCAGCUACGACCUGUCAAACUGAACUAUGGCCAAUGUUGCUGUCCAAAGCUAUUAUUAAGCUGGCAAAUACUAGUAUACAUGACACUGGAAAAAGAGAGCUGGAGGAAUUUACAGUUCUACAUACACUGACUGGAUGGAUACCAGAAAUUAUUCCUCUCCAGCCUGAAUACUUGGACAAAGUCUGGGACUUUUUGAAAGAGACUGUGCCGGAAUUUAGGCUGCCAAAUAAGAAAACUCCAGAACCUGAUAUUCCUCAGUCAGAUAUGAAACCUGAAGAGAUCAGAGUCUCAGAGUUAAACACCACAGUUUCAUCUGUGAAUAAGCCAUCAGACAAACCUGAGAAAGCUGAUAAAAUUGGUAAAGAAAAGGCAGAGAAGGGAGAAACUGGAAAGAAGAAAAGCAGAGGAGAAAAAGAAAAAAACAAGCUAGCACCUAAGUCUCCACAAAAGUUGGCAGAAGCCCAGCAUUGUCUUCAGGCCUUUACUGAAAAAUCUUCUGUGUCAACCCAUCCAGAAAUGGUUGUGUAUGCAUGCUGUGUACCACUACAUCUGUUUGAAGAGGAUGUUUUUACAUUAGGGCAAAUGGCUGAUUCUUCAGAAAAAAUGAGGCUGUAUGGGCUUUCCCAUACAUACAGCCACCCUGUCCUCCUCACUAGAACUAGAUCUUGCCCUCUGGUAGCACCAUUGCAGCCACCACCGGUUCCUCGUUGGAAGGUUUUCCGUCAGAAAAAGGAAACUGUUGUGACAUCUGAACCCCAAGAGCCUGAGGAAAAGAAACCUGAAGACUAUGUUGAGAUUACUAGCCCAUUUCUGAACUACAAAUUGAAUCUUCUCACAGUAGCCACUGAUUUCCACUUUCCAGAGUCUGCCACCAAAAAAGGAUUUCGUUCUGUAUCCUGUCUCCCUUCUGUUGCUGAAUGUGAUGAAAAUAUAAAUGACAGUAAUGUGGAUGUGAAUCAUAAUGGGAGAGACUCAAAUGCAGAAUAUUGUUCUCAGGAGACCACCUUCUUUUCUCAACAAAAUACAGAGAAACCCAUUGAAGGAAAAUUACAUGAGAAUGAUGAAGAGCAAGUGUCAGAAACAGCUGAUGCUGUUCUGAACAACCAGGCAAGGGAUAAAUCAGAGGAAGAGCCCGAGUCUGAAAAGACUUCUGUUUCCAGGGAAACCUGGAUUAGCUAUGAAGACUUCUGUGUUUGUUUCCAGAACCUGUAUGUUUUUCACAAGCCACAAACCUAUGCUUAUAACUAUCAGAAAAUGGACUUUAAGUUUACAGAGGACCGAGUCUUCUAUUAUUUACUUGUGGACAGCCUGAGGCCCAUUGAAAUCCUGGUUAGCUUUUCUGCAUUAGUAUGCUGGGGUGAUAUUGGAGGUACUAAACAAGAAUGUUCUAGCACUCCAAAAGGCAUGCUGAUGGUUGAACGUUUUUCUUGGAAGUGUGUGACUCCUGGAGAACUUGUGUUAAAGAUGCAUACAUCUGCAACCAAAGCUACUGUGUUAAAUCUUCCUCUUGGGCGACAUAUAUUGCUCUUCACAGUAAGUUCUCCCAUAGGGCACCAUAUUCAGAUAUGUAGCAUGGUGCCAUGUGUCUUUGGAGAGGAGGAUGCUGUGUUUCCAGGCCUUGAAAAGGAAAGCUGCCGGUUUAUAGAGCAAGCUACAGCUAUUAUGAAAGCUAUUGGAAAUGUGAUAAAUAAUUUCAGCAGUAUGCCAGAGCUUUCUAAAGCCUUGAAGGAGUUGGAACUAACUCACUGUCCUCCUGGUCUCUGUGAUACUGGAGUGGUUGAAGAACACUUCAAGGUUUUCAAUGCAUCAUUUUGGUGUUUGAUGAAAUACAUAUUAAGCAAGAAGGUUCCUUACAGCUAUAAAUUUGCCUUCAGGUCCUUCUCUUUGGAUUUUAAAGACACUGAUGUUUUGGAGGAUGACACUGUGUCUUCAGAGAAUUGUGAGAAGAAUACUCUUAGUAGUUGGGAGAACAGAACUCCCACUCCCGAAGAAGAAGCAGCAGCUCUUAAACUUCAAGCCAUCUGGAAAGGGACCUAUGUUAGGAAAGUGCUGAACAGCAGAAAACCAGGUACUAAAGAAAAUGCUAACGUCCAAGAAACCUUCCAAAAACUGUGGGCUGUGAUUGAGUUGAAUUUUGAGCACUAUGCUGUAAUGCUCUUAAGAGAAAUGUUUAAGAGAAACUGUAAGUCAGUUGAAAAUUUUCCUUGUUAUGAAGAUGAGUGGUGUAAGCUGUCCUUUGCUGACUAUGCUGUAACGUAUGGUGAUCAGGCACCAAAUGUGUGGUUUGUGGUAUUUAGGGAAGUAUUUCUUGUUCCAGAAGAUAUGCUUAUAGUGCCAAAGGUGUACACUGCUAUCCCUUCCUGUAGGCUUCAUGUUGUUGAUAAUGACACGCUGGAAGAAAUGCCACAUGUGUUUCACCAAGUGGCACCUCGUGUUUAUAGCAAAAACAAGAAAGGAUACACGUUCAUGGCUGAAGCACAUACUGGUGACCUGCCUCUGGCAGCUGGAAGGUGGAGGCUCCGGCUCAUCGGUUCUCACAGCCCGCUCCCGUUUCUCUCCCGUGAGGCUGUAAAUAAUGACUACUCUACUAAAGCAAUUAGAGACUAUUACCUACCUAAUGACAACCAUGUAAUAUUCAGGUAUUCAGUCAAAGUCACAGCAUCACAUGUUGCUACAGUGCAGGUACAAACCUCUAAAGCAGAUGUGUUCAUUAAGCUGCAAGUUCUAGAUAAUGAGGAAGAAAUGGUGAAUGUCACUGGAAAAGGCCAUGCAGUCAUCCCUGCUUUUCAUUUCUUGAGCAAUGAAAUGCUUCCAAGUUCCCACUCAAGCAAAGCCCAGGUGAUUCAAAGUAAUACAAAGAAGGAAUCAGGAACUGGAGGAUCCAAAAAAAAAGGUCAAAUUUUAUCUGUCAAGGACAGCAAAACUUCUUUGAAGACAGGUCCAUCCUUAUUGGAAGAUGAAUCUUUCCACUUGGAAAACUCUCCAAAUAGUGACAGAAGUCUACAACAAUCUCACAGGUACAUCAUACAAGCAGUGGUGUUGUACGAUAGUUGGCCACUUACUAAGACUGAGUCCCUGUUUGUUCAAGAACUGAAAGAAAUGGAGAAAAAUGAAAACAGAGUGUACAGAGAAAAGCAGGAGAAGCACAGCUUUCCCCUAAUGCUUAAUACUUUGGAAGGACAGAAGAUUGCAAGUAUUCCUAAAUCAACCAGAAAAUCAAAAGAGAGAGCACCUGAGAAGACAGAAAAAGAGAAUUCCACUAAAGAAAGGGGAUCAAUUUUAUCGCUUGCAUCCCGAUCUGAAUCUUGGCAAGCUGCUUCAAACAAACCUUACUGGACUUUACGUGUAGUGAGUGAACAGAGAGACGCAGAUGUUGUGGAGGUGAAGAAAGACACCCAGCGAGCAGAUGAGAUCAAAGCCAUGAAGCAAGCAUGGGAGUUUGCAGAGCUAGGAAGAGCUGUCAAGGCUUUUCAGGAACGCAUGAGGUUUAUUAAUAGCUGUCUUGGGAGAGACUCGGAGAAGCCCGGAGCUGAGACUGAGACUGCUGCUUUAACACCUAGUUCAGAAGAAAGAGGAAAGAAAACAUCACAAGCAGCUAUUGCCUCAAGCUUACGAACUCACCCAAAAAAAUGGGAGCCUAUUGACCUUAGUCCUUACUUGAGCAAAACCAUGCCUCAGGCUGUGCUGAGGACUGAGUCUGUCAUUCAACAGCAAGAGAGACGCAAGGCUGAAAAGAUCAACCACUUCAGGGAGCUUCGAGAACUGGCUUUGGAGCAGAGGGAAAAAGAACAGAAUGCCAGAAGUGUAUUGAAGCAAAAUGUACUCGAAAUGUAUGAGAAUCUGCAGGCAUCCCUAGAUGAACAACGAGGCCGAAUUCUCAGCGUUCGGGAAGCAUACAGAAGUAAGCUGCUUGAGGCUGAGCGCAGAAAGCAAGAAGAGCUGGCAGCUCAGGAAGCAGCUCUGCAAGCAGAGCAAGAGAGGAAGAGCCCAGAUGCACAGAAAAAAAAGGAUGGAAAAGGCUUACUGAAAAAAAGUAGUUGCUAGCACUACUGACUUAUGUUCAACAGAUGGAGAAAGGAAGUUUCCAUGCAAAGGUGAGAAAAUGUUUUGUUACUUUCCAGUCUUUGUGUCAACUGUAGCACAUUUUAUCUCUUCACCUGAUGCUAGUAAAAACACUGAUCUAACAGUCCUCUUCCUAAGAAAGUGUUUGGCAUUUUGCUUCUCACUACUGUUAAAGUUUGAAUGCUUUGCCAGAAUAAAAUUUUCCAGCAAAAAA
This is a messenger RNA of Pogoniulus pusillus (Red-fronted tinkerbird), 5101 nucleotides long. It is a transcript of the gene ADGB, whose product is annotated as androglobin. Bases 1 to 4869 code for a protein of 1622 amino acids. The record is from RefSeq and is a predicted model, not a curated record. Gene Ontology annotation, molecular function: calcium-dependent cysteine-type endopeptidase activity; protein binding; heme binding. The transcript is spliced from 35 exons. NCBI's taxonomy places the organism in Eukaryota, Metazoa, Chordata, Aves, Piciformes, Lybiidae. Gene Ontology annotation, biological process: proteolysis.